Molecule: messenger RNA, 981 nt
Organism: Selaginella moellendorffii
Lineage: Eukaryota; Viridiplantae; Streptophyta; Lycopodiopsida; Selaginellales; Selaginellaceae
Product: glutathione S-transferase DHAR2
Exons: 7
Coding region: 69-917 (282 amino acids)
Biological process (GO): ascorbate glutathione cycle; cellular oxidant detoxification
Molecular function (GO): glutathione dehydrogenase (ascorbate) activity
Source: RefSeq, a predicted model, not a curated record
UUAAUGUACGUGCUAUGAAACGUGGCGCGCAUGCGAGCUUGCAAGUGUAAGUGACCUAAAACCUCCAAAUGGCUGCCACUAUCGCCCCAUUGCAGAGUGUGUGUUUCGCGUCUUCCAGACUAUCGAGAUUUCCAGUGUCUUGGAGCUCUUCCUUCUCGCGAUCGAGACGAUUUGCCAGGAGAGUAUCGGCUAUGGCUUCGCAGGAUGUGGAUCUUGAAGUUUUCGGCAAGGCGGCUACUGGGACUGGAAGCCCCAGCAACCAACGGGGAGAUUGUCCAUUCUCUCAGCGAGUUUACAUGGUUCUGGAAGAGAAACAUCUUCCUUACAAGGCAACUUAUGUCGAGGAAGGACCCAACAAGCCUGACUGGUUUAUGCAACACAAUCCCUCUGGCUUGAUGCCGGUUCUCCGUGACGCUGCUGAUUGGAUUCAAGACUCGGACAAGAUCUUUGAGCAUGUGGAGAACAAGUUCAAGGAGCCGUCCCUGAAAACUCCAGACGAGUUCAAGAGCGUCGGGGCUGGCAUCUUUCCAGCGUUCACAAACUGGCUCAAGUCCAAGGACCGAAACGCUCCAGCGAAGCAAGAGUUUAUCAACGAGCUCACAGCUCUCGAGGAGCACUUGAAGAAGCACGGCCCUUACAUCGCUGGAAAGAAUCCCACCGAUUCCGACUUUGCUUUGGCUCCAAAGCUUCGUCACGCUAGAGUGGCUCUUAAGCACUUCAUAGACUUCGUCUUCCCCAGCAAUCUCCAGCAUGUCGCAAAAUACAUCGAGCUCAUGGAAACGAGGCCAAGCUUCAAGAAGACGGAUUCUCCAGACGAGAUGAUCAUCGCGGGCUGGCAGACCAAGUUUGAUCUUCCGGACAAGAUUGACAAGAACUCGGGACAGGAGAAGAAAACAGCCGUCACACCGCUUGUGUAAUUUCAUGGCCAAGUGUCGAUUUUACGUAAUCAACAUAUGGAAUUGUGCCAUGGUUUUGAGUUUU